Ostreococcus lucimarinus CCE9901 is the source of this 495-nucleotide messenger RNA. RefSeq lists its product with no specific name. The record is from RefSeq and is a predicted model, not a curated record. The annotation marks the transcript as partial. Gene Ontology annotation, molecular function: phosphoprotein phosphatase activity. Lineage: Eukaryota; Viridiplantae; Chlorophyta; Mamiellophyceae; Mamiellales; Bathycoccaceae. The transcript has a single exon.
AAACCGUGUUUAGUGCUCGACUUGGACGAAACGCUGGUGCAUUCGAGCUUUAAGCCCGUGAUGAGAAGCGAUUUCAUCGUGCCGGUUGAAAUCGACGGCAAGAUGACCGACGUGUACGUGUUGAAGCGCCCGUGGGUGGAUUUGUUCAUGCGCGAAGUUUCGAAAGACUGGGAAAUUGUCGUGUUCACGGCCAGUUUACCGAAGUACGCGAAUCCAGUGAUGGAUUUACUGGACGUCGAGAAGACGGUUCGUUGGCGGUUGUUCCGUCGACACUGUUACGCGUUUCAGGGCAACUACGUCAAAGAUUUGACGUCUUUAGGCCGAGAUCUAUCGCAAACGGUCAUCGUGGAUAACUCACCUUAUUCAUACGCGUUUCAUCCGCAGAACGCGUUCCCUAUUUCGAGUUUCAUUGACAACCCCAACGACAACGAGUUGCUCAACGCGAUACCAUAUUUGCGAGAGCUAGCGAGAACUAAAGACGUUGUCGAAUUUUUG